Molecule: messenger RNA, 4587 nt
Organism: Aricia agestis (brown argus)
Lineage: Eukaryota; Metazoa; Arthropoda; Insecta; Lepidoptera; Lycaenidae
Exons: 15
Coding region: 486-4514 (1342 amino acids)
Biological process (GO): protein phosphorylation
Molecular function (GO): ATP binding; protein kinase activity
Source: RefSeq, a predicted model, not a curated record
UUAAUCACAUUAUUCAAAUCAGAUUUUCGUUCUGCCCUUUUACAUUUGUUCGUUAACUUUUUGCCAAACAAUUUGCGAAUUAUGUGUGCUCAGUUAGUUUGUGCGCGGUAGAAACUCCAAUCUCUUUACUCUUUAUAAUCAGUUCGCAUUGCACAUUGCUGUGAAUCAGACAACACGAGAAAGAAACGCGACUCGCGGCUCGACCGGCGCGGCGCGGCGCGUCGCAGGCGGCUGAAGUGGAUCAUCGGAGCGCGACGAAAAGUAAUUUGUACAAAAAACUAAAUUCAACUCGCUAUUGCUGUGUUCGUGAUGUUUUGUCUGACCGCACAAUAUAUCGGCGGUCAUUGUUGCUAGACUUUUUUUUAUUCCGAUUAGCAAUGUGCCGGUAACGUUCAGUGUUCGAAAAACUUCGAUUUAGAAGUUUGUAGAAAAGUGAUUUUAUAGAAUUGCAGUGAAAACAAACUCUAAAAGUGGAUAUUCCUGAAAUGGGAGUUUUUAAAUGGCUGCGCCGGGAACGAGUGACAGUGACGUCAGUGACCGCCGAGGAGCCGCCCACAGUGCAAAUGGGAACCAUCAGGACGGAAGAAUACAAGCGCGAUCUAGCAGAAUUCCAAGCGCGAAGGUCCUCCGUGACCAAAGAGCUCCCAGACACGCCCGUUAAGCGGAAAUGCGGGCGACAUUCCCUUCCGGUGUCCUGCACCGACUGCACCGGCGAUCCAGACAGAACGUUCAACUACGAGAAGAAAUCCGCAGCCAAGUACAAGAAGAAUCACCGACGCACGCGCAGCGCGCAGGAGGACCAAUACGACACCCCGAACAUACAGUUCCUGUUUCAAAACCAAGUGUUCAUGCCCGGGAAUUUUCCAAGGGCGUACUCGGAGCCGAAAACCCGACGGAAGGUCCGCCGCUCGCCGGAGUUCCUCGCCCAAAGACACAUCGAGUUUGACGAUAACCAGGCGGUUUCGCCGCCGCUGUUCUACAAAAAUAACUCCCUGCCUUUCGACGUCAAGGAGUUUCUGGAGAGCCACGAGGAGGUAGACGGAAUGGCGUCCGGAGACAAGACAAGUCCUUGUAUGAAGAACGACAGUUGCGAGGAGAUGAUGGAAGUUAUGAGCGAACUGAAGAAUUUAGAUCGCUGGGCCGACGACCAGUUGGGAAACCAAUCGCUUAAUACGACUAAGUCUGACGAUUCGAAGAGCUCAGCGAGCACUCUAGGUCUGCCGAUCGUCAGUUCUUGCAACUUGGACAUGACGGUAGAGAAGAACAAUAUCUGGACCAAAGGCACGUGGGGCGUCGUGCCAGUCCAGAUGAAGAAAUUGCCAGGAGUCACCGUGGAGCACGUGAAGAAGAAAAUGUGCAUGGAGAUAAGUAUAUUGAGAAAAUGUCGCCAUCCGAACAUCAUACUUCUAAUGGGUCUAUACCCGGACUCGCAGAACAACAUACACAUAAUAUGCGAGAGAUGUGUUGAUACGCUGUUCAAUUUGCUGCAUAUUGAGGUCCGCAUCCUAAGCGUUCAGACUUCGGUACAAUACGCCCUAGACAUAGCCAAUGCGUUGGUGUUUCUGAGUAUGCACGGCUACAUACAUACAGAACUCAAUAGCACGUCGGUAGUGGUUACCAGUCAUACAGCCAAGCUAGCUGAUCUGAGCGCUUGCAUGAGAUUGAAUAAGAAAGGUGGCAAGAACAAAACCUUUGAUAUGUAUUCACCGGAACCACAGUAUGUGAAUUUAACAGAACCCCUACUAAAUUCUGGUGACUGUGAGCCUCUGAUAUCAGCACGGUCUUCUGAAGCCUACCUCAGCAGCAGUGUAGUUAAACACUACAAGCAGUACUCCGAGUCAGAGUUGUACAAGUGGCAGGCUCCAGAGCUGUUUGUGCCCGAUGAUGAGGGGCUCGUCCGGCCCUGCUCCAAGACUGAUGUGUACUCGCUGGCUCUGAUACUAUGGGAGUGUUGUAAUGCUUCAAUGCCAUGGAAGUCCUUGUCGUAUACGGAGCUGAAACAAGAGUAUACACUAUACAAGACGGGUAUACGGUUACCUCAGGAUGGAACGUACCCUGGUAGUCUACUUGCAUUGUUGCGGCAGGCUCUCGCACUUGACCGUCAGGAUAGACUGGACUUGACUAAACUGCAGGAGAUCCUGCAUAAUGUUAAGGAAAACCUUGACGAUAUGGAGUACAUUAUUUUACCCGAACGAAUAUCUAAUAGAUCACGACAAUUUACAAAUUCUACGUCGCCUACAGACUCGGAGUGUCAGAGUCCGAGGAAUGUUCAACACGAAGCUAUAGUUCACACAAAUAGCGCAGAGAGCGACAAAGAGUCCGAAUACCAAAACUCCGUUUACGAAUUACCUAAAAUUAAUUCUCUGACGUAUGUAUCCGGAAAAUGUUCUACGGAUGACGAUGAAAAAACUUACGUGGAUAAGAACUAUUCAGCAUGUUCUACACCCGUCGGUAACAUGAGGACGAAAAUUAAGUAUUUAGAGACUCCUUGCUCUAUGACUAAAAGCGACUCCACGGAGUACUGUAGCAUACUCAGUCCCGACGUGCGAACGAAUCUAGCCCUUGCUGACGAGAGCUUUAAGGACCAAAAUGACAGAUCGGCGAAACUCAGCAGAAGUUUCACGCCGAAAUCUUACAAACCGCUCCAUAUUAAAGUCCCUGAGUUUAAUCUAGACUCAAUCAAAGGUAUUCUGAAGGAUCAGACGACUAAUGAAAAGUCUUCGUACAAUUUUGAUAUCAAGAACUACAGUUUGCCAACUACGCCUAUAGCCAGAAGUAACAAGUUGAGGAAAAACGCUUGGUUAUCGGGCGAUAUCACAGCAAAAAUGGAAGCAAAGCCAAAGUUACCUGUGUUGAAUACCACGGUCGUUAAAAGCCCUAAAGAGGAGGUCCAACCAUUACCUGAAGCGAGCACAACUAAACCACUGCAGAGCGGUCGCGACCAGAGCCGAUCCACAGAGAGCUUGGACACGGGGCGGGACAGCUACACCGGAUUGAGGCGUAUCAACGAUCCUCCCCCGGACUUUUCGCCCGAUCCCGAACCGCUGGAGCGCACACGUUCUCUCACGUGCCUCAAGACGCCGUACGUCGAGGACGUGCUCGCCAACGUCAACGUCAAACCGCUAGUCGCGAUCCACGAGCGGUGGAUAUACGAGGCGAAUAAGCGGACUGGGAGGUCAGUGCCGUCGUUGGAGCAGCACAGGCCCCAAACACGCGCUGUGAAGCCGGCUUCGCACUGCGUGGAUACUCUACCUAAGUCAGUACCUUUGGUGCGACGAUCCAGCUUCAAAUGUCUCCGCCCGUCUCCUGCCAACGUUAACACCUGGGACCAAUAUAACAUAGCGCGAGAAGCAAUAGCAAAGGGUUUAAGUUUUCAAACUAGUGAAGCAAUGAGGAAAUUAGAGAAAAGUACAAUAACUGACACCCAACCAAAUGAACAACCAAAGAUUGAUCGUGCCACAGAUACACAGGGUAUAGAGGACUUUAUCAAAGGUCUCAUACGAAAAGAGGUGCAACACUUGCUAAAUGAUAUGUCGGACAACAUAUCAGAAAGCAAUAGUCAGAGAGACGACGAACUAUUAAACAAACGGGUGCAUAAUAUAGUUGACUCCUUAAAAAAUGGUGAAGAUGUAGAUAUAGGAAGGAAAGAUAUUCCAAAAUCCUUCUCGCGGAUCAAAAUUAAUGGAAACAACAAGCCGCUAGUUCAGAUAACUUUCAACAGGAACGGGGAGAACAGUCUACAAGUGUUGGAUAACUGUGUGAAUGUUACCGUGUCUGAAAACAGUUGCAGUCGAGACAAGUUGAAUAUAUCCUUGGAAGAUACUCUCACGGGGGAAGAUAUACACAUCAACGGGCUAAAGAGAUGCCAGGCUUUCAGUGCAAUUCAGGAAGCCCGCAGCACGGAAGAUCUUUACAUCGACGAUGACUUAUCCACCCAAAUGCAGGAAAACUUCGGUGGCAAGGUGAAAUUGAUACCCCUGCACGGUUCUCUCCACGAAAUCCUCUGCGAGAAGGAGGACGACUGCUGUCUCGUUAAAGUCAAGCAGGAGAACGGUUGUGACACAAUAUACUUCCGAUGUGACAACUCCGAUACGGAAUCCCGAGACGCGACAGACGGGAAUGACACUGUGGUCUACAAACGUAGUAUUUCACUCAUCGAGGAGAGAAUACAACGGGUUAUACCGAAAGACAAGCGGUCUUUGCGAAGGUUGUCGCUAGAUAGACUCAGGAGUAGACCAAAGUCGGAAGUCCUAGUGAAGAAUUUGGGAGAGUCUCGUGCACGCAGUAACAGUAGCCCGUCUCUAUUCAAGCCUGACGAAGUGGAGUUGAAUAUUGAGAACGUGAUGAGCUAUCAGGAUUCCUCGUCGGACGAGUGCCUCAGAUGUCAGGCCGAUGACGACUUUGAGGUUCUGGAGCGAGAGAUAGAGGAGGACCUCGCUAACUCCUCACUCACUUGCGGCUGCCUCGAAAAAAUAUCUGAAGAAAAUCUCUCUGUUAUUAACGAAGAUUACUGAUUCCUAUAAUACAAGACUCAGGCCUAGUUUCACCACUUCCUGAUACGUGCCGGAUACUUAUCUGACAGAUACU